Paramuricea clavata is the source of this 2739-nucleotide messenger RNA. The record is from the annotation of a GenBank genome assembly. NCBI's taxonomy places the organism in Eukaryota, Metazoa, Cnidaria, Anthozoa, Malacalcyonacea, Plexauridae.
AUGCCUUUGAUUUCUCCUACUUUUGGUAAACGUAAUCCCUUAAAUCGCGAGGGAUAUUCAAGUCGAAGCGAAAGGCCUGUCGACCAACGAGUCGAGGAUAAUCCCUCGAAUCGCCAGGGAGCUUCGGGUAGAAGCAAAAGGCGACCAGGUAGCGACUGUGCUAUCGACACAACCUUGACUCAUCAGGUUAGCAUUUCUGAUGCAAAAGACGAGGAGAUAUCAACAAAUAUCGCCACAAACCACAUUCACAGGUUUACCACAACGGUGCAAAAAUGUGAAUCAAACUAUCAAACAAAUUCAAAUCAGCAAAACAUCCUCAAACAAAACUUAUCCAACAAGUUAACAAAUAUGUACACAAAUCGUCAGUCAAUUGCUGGUAAAUGUUGCUUAAACCUAAAAUGUCACACAAGUAACAGUACUGUAAACCAAGAUCGUUGUCAUGUAGGCUACGUAAAAAAGGCACGAGAUCGCGACAUUCACUGUUUUAUUCUGAUAACAAACAGGCGUUACAGACCUGUUGUCAGUUUCGCUAUCAUCAACAUCGUCAUCGUGACCAUGAGCCCAGUAGAAUUUCAGUGAAACAGUUACGCCGAAAAUUAAAAUUAAUUAAAAAAUGUCAAUUAUUAUUUAAAAAAUGUAUUAUAGUUAAAAACAAUAAUAGGCAUAGGCUCAAAGGUUCUGUACCUAGAUCUUCUCAACUUCAUAAUAUUGUACGGAAUUGUCGGAAUAAACAUAUUAACCAAAUGACUUUACGGUGUUAUCCUGAUCUUACCUGUACAAUGUCAAUGUUGACUAAAAAAAACGGACACAGAACAAAGUUAACGGCAAAACAUAUCAGAUUGAGUGCUCCACACUUUUAUAAUUCAGGCACUAGCCGUGAUCUAAAUUUUCUACACGAGUACAAAAAUAAUAAUCACAUGAAAAAUGUCUGUCGAUUUGCAUUAUGUAACGAUAUUGAGACAAAUCCUGGACUGGCCAUAUUCCAUAUUGAUCCUAGCAAGACAGUAAGUGCGCCUUAUAAUCAGGGUAAUCAAAUUAUGUUUGGCGAAACAGCAGGGCAACAAUGUUUGGCCAUGUGUUUGUGUGCUCUUAUAUACAACAAAAGAUAGGAGAUCACCGCAAGACCUCAUUCAAGUAAUGAAUAUUGGCAAUGAACUGUACUCAAAAUUGUCACAUUUAGCAAGACAAUCAUUUCUAAUGUUUAGUGAGUUACCUUCUUAUCUCACUGUAUUUGACACAGUGAAAGCUAUAGCGGUACAGUAAUUGGAGACUGUUGCAUUGAAGGGUAUCAAUACUGUGUACCAUUUCAUAGAGCAUUUGAAUUACUAUUCACUGAAGGCUAUACUGCAUUUAUAUUAACAAUUGACUCCAAUGCUGUUUGCGUAUACUCAAGCAUUGAGGGCAAAUUUAAAAUUUUUUAUUCCCAUUCAAGAGAUAAAUAUAUGGCAGAAGUCACCCACUAGGUACAUGUGUACUGUUAGAAGCAGAAAGUAUCAACAAUGUUAUUCAACAUUUUCAAUCUUUAUGUAGUGAAAAUAGUCAAUUUGAGCAGAAAGCAGUAGUUAUUGAAGAACUAGAACAAGUCAAUGCCAGUGGCAGUGUUGAAAUGAACGUAACAGACAGUAUUGGAAGUAUGGCUGAUCUAUUGGAUACUUUCUCACAAGAAAGUCAAAUUACUGACAGCUCAUACCCGUGUAAACAAUGCUCAGCAAUUUCACUGUAUUCAAUUUGUUACUCUAUUAUUAAACCAAGUAAUUACUGGGAUUCAAAAACAGUAGCUGCAGUUGUUUAUUUUGGCACUGCUUUGUAUAACAAAACUGGUACAAAUACAUCGAGUAAUCUACCUAAAGGAAUUGAGAUAUGUGGAACUGAAGUACAUGUUAAGUUUCAAGCUAAUUAUCAAGGAAAAGUGAAUGUAGAGACAGAAAGACAAAAGAUCAUUGAAAGUCUUAUAUGCCAUAAGCAUGGAAUCACAGGUUUUUAAUUUGGCUUGGAGGAUAUUGUAUGUCUUGCAUUUUUCAAGAAACAUCAAAGAAUAAAUCGUACUCAAUAUUAGCAUACGAUGACAAUAAUACCUCACCAACUGCAGCUGCGCACUUUGUGAAGAAUAUAGGUGAUAAGAAAACUCUAGUUGAUGUUAUCUUUAACUUAGCACAUACAAAAAUUAAGGAGGAAGUUAUUUAUUAUGAAAUUCAAUAUUUGUCUUGCUCUUCUCGAGUGACAGACAGUGAAAGAAAAAGCACUGUCAGAAGACACAACCGGAAAUACAAUAAUCAAAUAAUGGCACAGGCCAAAAAGGAUCAAAAGCUUGAAAUGAGGCGAACGAGACGACAUCUUACAUGUAAACACUUAAAUCAGGAUUACAGAAUUAUUGAUAACCAAAAAAAGAAAAAAAUAUUAGAAAGUAAAAGAGCGAAAUACCAAGCUUUGGACGAAACAAGCAAACAGGAAUUGUUAAAAAAAGAGAGGAAUCAUUACAAGGAACGGAAACAAAAAUUAUUAAAAAACAAAAGAACGAAAUACCAAACUUUGGACGAAACAAGCAAACAGGAAUUGCUAAAAAAACAGAGGAAUCAUUACAAGGAACGGAAACAAAAAUUAUUAGAAAACAAAAGUGCGAAAUACCAAACUUUAAAUGAAACAAGCAAACAAGAAUUGCUAACAAAAAAUAUGAACUCUUACAAAAUAAUGGAAGAGGUACAAAAUAAAAAAAUAUUAGAAAGUGAAAGAGAGAAAUAA